UAUGGUAAAGUAAAGUGUAAGAGCUGGUGCUUCAUCUUAUUUGUCUUCUUUUUUAACAAUCUGAACACACAGAGAGAGAGAGAGAGAGAGAGAUUCAUUUCAUUUCUUCCAAUUUUUCAUGAAGAUGAAGAUCAUGUCACCAUUGACCCUUCUCUUCACAAACAAUCUCAUACUCCAAUCAACUCUCGUUCUCUUUCUCACUCUCUCUCUCUCUUUCCUCAAGAUCCCCAUUGUCUUCCUCCAAGGCCUCCACACCUACAUCCACCCCGACGAUGUCAACCCCUCCGCCGCCACCAAUGGCGGCGUCAGGGCCGCGAUCCGAAGACCCGGCACCUCCGACCACCAAGAACUCAAACCCAGAAAACGAUCCAAAGAAAAAUUCGAAUUCGACGAAAACAAAGCUCAGAUCUUCAGACUCAAGCUCACAGAUGGUCAUCUUCAGACCCGUCUCUAUUUCAAUCAGUUUCGCAGCGCUUUCAAUUCGACUGUCAUUGCUUUGUCUUGCUUUGUGCUUCACAACUCUUUGUCUGUACUCGAAGGUUCUGGAAUUAUCGUCGAUGGUGGUACUAUCGUUCCGAUUCUGUUAGGGUUAGCUAGUGUUUGUAGGGUUUUCAUUUCAAUUGCGAGGGUUUCGUUCGAAAAAUCGGCGUCCAAGAGGUCUGAGAAGCAAUUGAGUGUUGUAUUGGGGUUUUUAGGGUUUCUAUUAGGGUUUGCGAUCGUGAUUGAGGUUGUUCCCAAUUGGGUUCUUGAUUUUGGGUUUGGAUCGUUUGAUGGGUUUGGGAAGUUUUUGAUUGCUACUUUCAUGGGAUGCAUUGCGGGUUUAUUGUACAUGCCGGCUGGGAGGUGUGCCCGGGCAUUUUGGCUUGGGACCGAUCAGAUUCGAUGCAAUUUGUCGAUAAUUAAUUGUGGUUGGAUUGCAAGAACACUUCUUUAUGCUAACUUUUUGUUGAUUAUAUUCACUUCAUUGCUUUGGAUUAACCCAUUUGCUAAUCUCCUUGUUAACAAUCAUGUUGAUGAUAAGAAAGGAGGAGCACAUUUGAUUGGUAAUGCUGAUGAAUUGGUUGGUAAUUUUGGGAUGUCGCAAUCAGAUUUUGGGAAAUUUAGGUUUUGGUGUUUGUUAGUCUCAGGUCUUUUGCAGAUUGCAACUUUGCGCCCAAAUUUGCAAAUGUAUUUAAAUGAGGCAGUGUUGUCUUGGUACCAGAGGUUACAUGGUGGCAAGGUUCCGGAUUUGGAUUUCAGUAGGGCAAAGGUUUUUCUUCACAACCACUACUUGUGUCUUGUAGUUCUUCAAUUUUUUGCACCACCGGCACUGGUACUUCUCUUUCUUGGGUUCUCUCAAAUUGAUGACAAUUUGUUGAAGAAUUUCCAACCGGUAUGUAGUUCAUUCCCCUGCUCUGCUUUGGUUAAGCAAGUAACUUUAUUUAUGGCUUGGUGGAUUAAUUUUGUUUGGGCUAUAUUUAUUUCGGCAAGCCUUGUUCUGUAUCGGCGUGGCAUCUUGUAUGUUUCAUAAUGAGGUUUUGAUUUCCAGCCCUUGAACCUGUUAUGCGUCUAGUUUUGAGCGAAGAGUGUUGUGAUUGUAACAUACUUUUUCCACAUUCAAUUGAUGAGUUGCAAUUUUGGGGCAACAUUAACACAUUUUUGGAGGCUUUAUCUUAAUUUUGUCAAUUUUGUCUUUUUUUCUUUUUAGAUGAACUUCAUGCUUGUAAUUUAUUGAAGCAAGAGUGUUUACAAGGAUACAUGUCCAUGGGAAAAUGAAUUGAUGAAACUAUAAUUCACGAAUCA
Molecule: messenger RNA, 1782 nt
Organism: Camellia sinensis
Lineage: Eukaryota; Viridiplantae; Streptophyta; Magnoliopsida; Ericales; Theaceae
Product: transmembrane protein 161AB protein
Source: RefSeq, a predicted model, not a curated record